Molecule: messenger RNA, 4836 nt
Organism: Mycena indigotica
Lineage: Eukaryota; Fungi; Basidiomycota; Agaricomycetes; Agaricales; Mycenaceae
Product: Glycosyltransferase family 22 protein
Exons: 32
Coding region: 1-4836 (1611 amino acids)
Molecular function (GO): glycosyltransferase activity
Source: RefSeq, a predicted model, not a curated record
AUGAUGUCAGCGGCCAGCGGGGUGCAACAUAUUCGUCUUCGUCGACCUGAACCCGUUUCCGCGAAGCCACAACCUCGACAUACCGGAAUUCUUCAAGAUCAACUACGCCGAGCUGCACGGAGACCAUGGAAUCCGAGCUUCUCCCUUGCCGUCCGAAUCCUGCUCUUAGUCCGUUUUGCUGGGGCAAUGUACUCUAACAUUGACGACUGUGAUGAAGUUUUCAACUUCUGGGAGCCCCUCCACUUCUUGGACCACGGUUAUGGUUUCCAAACUUGGGAGGUCUCUCCUCAAUUCGCCAUUCGUAGCUGGGCAUACAUUCUUCUGCAUUUGCUACCUGCACGUAUAUCCAGGGUAGUCGGUGCCGGAGACAAGCGCAUUGCAUUUUUCGCGGUCAGAAUAUCUCUCGCAACCGUGUCUGUUCUUGCAGAGGCAAAGUUUUACCGAACGGUUUAUGAGAAAAUCAACGAGCGUGUUGGCCGCUAUCUAUUUUUCAUGAUGCUAUCCAGCGCUGGAAUGUGGAACGCAUCUGCUGCAUUGUUGCCUUCUUCCUUUGCAAUGUAUACCACGACAUUCGCGUUUUCGUACGCGUUAGCUCCUGCUAGUGCACAGAAUAAUCACAGGACUUUGGCAGCAACAGUCCUAUUUGCAACCGGAGCCAUUGUGGGUUGGCCAUUUGCUCUCGCUUUGGCUAUACCAUUCGUUUUCGAAGAGCUCUUGGUCUUCGGUGCUGAUCGGGUAGCACCGGAGCUAUACUUCUCAUGGAUGGUCAGACGAUGGAAGCGACUCUUCUCUGCGGGAUUAACCGCUUCGUUGGUGUUUAUACCCGUUGUCCUCAUUGAUAGCAUUGCAUAUGGCAAACUUGCGGUUGUGCCAUGGAACAUCGUCAAGUACAACAUAUUUGGAGGAACAGAUCGUGGACCUGAGCUCUAUGGAACUUCUCCGUGGAACUUCUAUCUCCUCAAUCUCGCGCUCAAUUUCAAUGUCCUUACCGCAUUCGCCGUCUUGUCCUUACCUUCACUUGCAAUCACCUACAUCGUCGACCGCAAGCGUCUCGGGUUAAUCCAACCAUCAGCAGACCAAAGCUCACCAUUCACCGUCCUUGCACUCCGACUCGCUCCAUUCUACCUCUGGACUGCCAUACUAACGGCUCAACCUCACAAGGAAGAACGUUUCAUGUUUCCGGCCUAUCCUCUUUUGUGCUUCAAUGCUGCGGUCACUUUGUACCUCGUCCGAGGUUGGCUUGAGACUGCAUUUAUUUCGGUGACCAAAUCGCCUUACCGGGCUUCGCAAUCGAUGAUCUUCAGAACAUUCACGCUCUCAGUGGUACUGGCGUCUGGAGCUAUAUCCGUCUCACGCAUCCUCGCGCUCACUUUCUACUAUCACUCUCCCAUGACUGUCGUCUAUAAUUUUCAAGCUCAAGAACUCCCCAGACUCCUGAAUGAAACUGGCCUUCUCCCUGUGUACCCACCUGACACACCGGAAGAAGAUAUUCCACGCAUUGAUCUUUCUCCCGUCAAGCAAUUCAAUCUGACUCUCUGCGUCGGCAAGGAGUGGUAUCGCUUCCCAGGGCACUACUUGGUUCCUGACGGUGUGCGGGUGGACUUCGUCAAAAGUGAAUUUGAUGGGCUUCUCCCUGGACACUUCGGGGAAGGGGAGCUGCAUAAAGCAGACUGGGGACAAGUUGCUGGGUGGUGGAGUCAGCCAGCCAGUUGGUAUGGGUGGUAUCGCUCAGAGACUCGUUUGGUUCCCGCUGGUUUGAACGAUCUAAACCGAGAGCAACCCUCAUUCUAUGUGUCGACACGCGCAUGCGAUUAUAUGCUCGACCUCGAUCUACCGAAGCAUCCUCGCGCUUCCCAACUUGAGCCUCGUUACGCUGUGGACUCCAAAACAUGGGACAGAGUGCAUUGUGUCCCAUUCCUGGAUGCUGCACAUUCCAAUUUGCUCACCCGGACGCUGUGGCUGCCCGGGAACUGGCAGAGCCUCAAUGAAUAUGGCGACUACUGUCUGUUGAGGAAUAGGCAGCAGGUCGAGAAGAAGGAAAAGCUUAUCCGAGACAAGUUUUACCCCUCCUCGUCGCUCUGGAUGGAGCCAGCGCUUCUCUCCGUCCAACUUGAAAAGAGAUCUUCUGAGAAGGAAUCAUCCAACGGUCUGGUCAAUGCUGACUGGCGAGGAUAUUUUACCGGACCCAAAGACAUCGUGGAUGUAAUGCGGUUGCAUUGUCUGAUCCGUGACCUGUCACGGUCUUCGGCUUGCUCUCAACGCUUUCCCGUCCUGCUAAAGAACGCGUUCUUUGGCUUUUCCUUCCCCAUUUCGUCUCGAGCGCGGACCCAUAUCCCGGAGGUACCAUGUCCGAAACAUCGUCAGCUCUGGUUUGCUUUAUUCUCUUCACCAUUCACCCCCCUCUCAUUUGUGCAGACCGAGCUUCCGGACGACGAUGAGAUGCAAGGUGUCCAGGAGGCGCCAAUCCACGAACUGGCUUACGAACGCUUACGAUCUCAUUUGGACACGCUCAAACACAUCAUUGAUACCACAAACGUACAUCCGACCUCUAGAGAGGAAGCAGAGCGGACAGUGAAGCUUUUGGAGAAGGAGAUAGUCCCGCUGCAGCACAAGGUCGCAAUAAUUGGAAGAACUGGUGCUGGGAAAAGUACUUUAGUGAAUGCACUCCUGGGGAGUCAGCUGUUGUCUGCCUCGGCAUCCGGUGCCUGCACCGCCGUUGCGACCGAAAUUUCCUACAAAAACAUCAAGGAUCCAGAAGCGGUUGUUGAAUUUAUCACGGCAGAGCAAUGGGAAAAGGACCUCGGUCUUCUGUUGGAGGACGUGAAAGAUACAACUAUAGACCUGGAAGAAGACACAACGGAGCAAGCUGAAGCUUUUUCGCCCUCUUACCAGGCCAAAGAAAAACUGAUCGGCAUAUACCCACAGAUCGUUCAGAUCCCUGCAGAGAGAUGGAAUGCUGAAGACAUGCUACAAGACUCUGUCGUGAAUGCUUACUUGGGGACUGAGAAGGUUUUUCAUGCGGGGGAUUCGCAAAACUUUCAAAAAGAGUUAGAGCAAUUUUUGGCUUCGGCAUUCACAUCCAAUGAUUCCCGUGCUUUAUGGCCACUAGUGAAACGGGUGCGAAUUAUGGGUGCCUUCGAGGUGCUAUCGACAGGUAUAACACUUGUCGAUUUGCCUGGCUACGGCGAUGCCGACAAUGCUCGAGAUCGCAUGGCCAGUGAAUACCUCACAACUGCGGACGCCAUCUUUGCCGGCAUCACCAGGGCCAAAGAUGACCGCGAAAUUCACUCACACUUGCAUAAACAUUUGAACCAGUUGAUUCUAGACGGUCGUGUGCGAGACAAAUCCAUAUCUCUGGUCCUGACCGGCGCUGAUUCCCGCAUUGGUAGCAAUGAGAUCACAUUAACCCCUAAGGAGCAAAGCGUAGUCGAUAGCCUCAAAUUGCAAGCUAUCAAAUUGGGCGAAGAUGUGGAAAAACUGAGGGACAAGAAGCGAAAGAAGGAACAAUCCGCGAUUGCCAACCAGAAGAAAAAAGCCGACGCCCUCAAGAAAUACCAGGACCAGCUCCAAACAAAAGCCGCUCUCAAGGUAGAAAAGACCAGGACAAUGAAUAAUCUGUUAGCUAUCGGGCGUGCAAAGAUCGUCAAAAGUCAGCUCAAGAGCAAAUAUACGGAAAUCUACGAAGCGCUCUCCUCCUCGAAAGACAAAGCCGUGCCUAACAUCCCGAUUUUCUGCCUGGUAGGAAGUCGAGACUACCUAUGUUGCAAGGGACUCGAUCCCAACGAACCGGACAUCUUUUUUGACGAAAAGGAGACGGAAGUUCCUGGGUUCAAGGAGUAUCUGCAGAAUGACGGAGAGCGCCGUACCCUUCAGGCCGCCCGUACGAUGCUCGCGCUAUUCUGUGGCUUCCUCGUCGGCGCUUCGACAGCGAAAGAGCCCAUAAAAACCGAGUCCAAGGACCAGAAGGCUUCCAAGAAUCUCGGUGCCCAUAUUGAUGCUCUCGAACGUAAUUGCACGAAAGCUAUCGAGACUUUGGUAUCGAGGCACGACGCCGCUUACCGGUCUCUGGGCGCCGCUGUCAAGACGGCGGUUCAACAAGCGGAAGAAGAGGCUCCUGGAAUCUUUGACAAGCUCGAGGAGAAGAAAUGGAAUCAAUACCGGUCUAUGAUGCGGCAGAUGGGCCACUACGAGGGCGGCAAUCUGAACGAGGACUUGACACACAACAUCCUCCCGGCCAUUUCCAAGAAAUGGAACGACACGGUUAAUGCGACCAUCCCGCUCAACAACGUGAAUUUCCGAGAGGAGAUCAAGGCCCAUGUGCUGAGUUUUCUGCGCGAUAUUGCACGGCUUGCUCCCAAUUUCAACCAGAAGUCGCUGGCUUUGGAAGGCCAUCUCGACCAACUUGAAAAGUAUAAUCUUGUUGCGACGAGUUCCGCUCAACGGCUGGGUACUCGUGCAUGGGAGUCGUUAAUUGAGCAAGAACUUACCCCGCAAUACAACCGGAUCUCUGCUGAGAAGGGUUCUGGGAUGUACAAACGGAUGAAGUCCAACCACGCCUUCAUUCGUGCUUCCGCCCCCCAAAUAUUUGGUAAACUGAAUACCUAUAUUGCGGAUAUAUUUGGCAAGGCGGUCACGAGUAUACGGACCAGUGACACCCAGCAGAUGAAUGCCUUUUUCAGAAUCCUGCGGAUGAACCUGGUAGGCGCCUCUGUGGCCCCAAAGGCCAACACCGGGGACGCGCUGCAGGUGUUUGCCGCGUCGCACGAGGAGGAGUGUGAGGUGCUGCUGGACAAGGUAAAGGAGCGGCUGCAGGUGCUUACCGCCAAGCUUGCAUGA